This is a messenger RNA of Amoebophrya sp. A120, 2762 nucleotides long. The record is from the annotation of a GenBank genome assembly. Lineage: Eukaryota; Dinophyceae; Syndiniales; Amoebophryaceae.
AUGAAUUUUCACUUCAGUGGAGAUUUCGUGACGCUGAGAGCACGAAAAACUCAAACAGCACAAGAACCGAGGUCGAACCCAGCAGGCUCGCCAGCUUCAUCGCGGACAAGCUGAUCCGUUGCUGUGUCAUGGCCGCGAAAGACGUGCGUGAGUGGCGGGACGAACGGAAGGUAGAUUACUGGGGUAGAUAUACGAAUACGAAUCCAGGUGCCUCACCAGACGCAACAGAGACUGGCUUUGCAGUGCCAACAGUUGCCAGAGCCUGGCUGCAGGAGCUUUGCCGGCAGAGCGUCCUGGAGGAAGAUGCACUGAUGAGGUUGUGUAGUACAGCAGGGACGUAUUCUUCUUCUUCAACAACAUUUCCAAAGGAGAGGAGCAACGACCAGCACAUUUCACAAUCACCAGGACGAGAUUUUUCAAGUUGUGCGAGUUCCUUCCUACUCGUUCGGAGGCUUUCAGUGCACCUGAACGCCGAUUUAGUCCCGACGAGAGCUGCUGCCACCUGCGAAGAAAGCGAAUCAAGUCCAAGUACGCACAGCAACAUGGAGGACAGCGACUCUGGUCGUGAAGGUCUCGAUAAUGAAAUGACGCGGCACACCAGAGCUGGACGAGCUGCGAAAAUGUAUUACUAUGCUCAAGACGAGCAGGAACAAGGUACAGACGCAUACGAGCAGAUUCAAACCUCCUGCCAAAUUUCCCAGUUUCAGUCUAUUUUCGCUACGCCUGAUGAACAUCAGGAUGUGGAGAGCCAGAGCGACGAUGAGAAAACGCCAAAUGCUGCCCCAGAGUCCGACGAUCAGCAAAACCUCUUUGCGCAAGCGGCCACGCUGAUCGCCAAAGUAACUACGGGAACAACGUCGACGAACAAGUCGUACUUAAAGUACGUUUUCGAGCACGCGAGGGAAUUUUACAAGCGAAAGAAACCUCUUUUGCUUUUUCAAGCAACGUUCGAGGACAAGGAACGUUCGAGGACAAGCAAAAGAAGUGGGAAGACCACCGAGAUCGAUGGGCAUGGGGUGAAAAAGUCGGAUAAUAAAGGUCUUGGUCAGCAGCGGGAGCAAUCAGGAAAUGCACUAGAGGAAGCCACCUCGACUUCUAAGAGUGGCAGCAGAAGGCGGGGCGGAAAAAAGAAAACCCAAACUCUCGAAUUCAGCUCGGGAAAUAAAAACUGGCUUCGGUUCUCUGUCGAAGUGCUUAUAAGUGAAAAAGUAGAAGGUUUUGGUGGAGCUACAAGUCCUGGCGCAUCAUCAGAGGACCUUCUGCACCGGUCACUGCAGCUCCUAUUUGAUCAGGUUUCACAGAGGUUCGAAGCAAAGCUGUUGGAGCACAUUUCGCACGUCGUCCUUCGAAAAACGGCUUCGAGGCACUUUCACUACUGCAGCGCCGCUAGUAGUCGAGCAACAGGAACAGGAGCGGCUGUGUCUUCCACUUCCGCAUACGCCACCAGGUCGGCUGUGAGAAAUGCCGGAAGUAAUUUCAAAAACGCAUGGAGCCUACUUACUAAGGAUGGUGAUCCCACUUGGAAUUCGAAUCACCACCGCGCAGAGGCGACAGCAAUAUUUGGGGUCGCAGAUCCUUUCACGGGGAAGAAGCAAAAGACUGCUUCCAGCACGAAAGUGAGAAUGAAGCGUGCAGAACCUUCAGGAUCUUCGUGCGACGUCACGGCAAGUAGACCUGGCACGACAGCUCUCGAGACGAGUUGUGAAGACGACCGCACGAUCGGCGGAAAAGUUCUCAACUUUGCCGAGGACGUCCUGGCGGAUCCAACCUGCUUUCCCUACCCCAAGUUGCACAGUGUCGCAAACACCGAGUUGCUGAUGGGGGAUCGCAGUAUACACGCAGCCCGCGGAAUACGAAUUUCCGACCUGAAAAUUUGGGACCACGAAAUGAGACCUGCCGGAGCCGCGCAGCCGGAGUCAUCUGACGAUUGUGGUGGAGGGUUUUCCAAAUCUUCGUCCAGAAUGGAGCACAGUGAUUUUGAUGGUGGACGCUCUGACAUAGUAAACUUGCGCGGCGGGGCCGCCGGGGGCGCAAUUUCAUGGCCACCAAGCACCACAAAUAUGCCCACGCUACUGACCACAAAGACGUCCCUCGAGGAACAUCAAAACCAAAAGGUGCAGCUGGAGCAGAAAACUAGCUCCGUGUGGUCAUCUGGUGUCGCAACACAGUACAAAAUGCGCAACACGCGGAACACCCGUAAACGGGCCGCCGAGGAGCAAGAGCAGGCACAGCAGGCCGCGACGGUGGAGGCGGAACGGAUGAGAAUCGAAGAACAACAAAAGUUGCUACAGCACGGCGUUGAAGAGGAGCUUGUGCUACAUGCGGCUUGUCUGGUGCCACCGUUGAUUGAGCAGAUGCAACACAUUGGCGACGUACUGAGACAGAAGAAGGAAAGUGCUUUCAGCGUGAAGAUCUCGUCGUGCUCCACGGGCACAGGUGCUGCUGGGCAAAAGGAAGAUCUUCAAGAAGAUUCCUUUGUCGAUCCCAUCGGUGAGAUAUCGCUGCUCGCAGCUUCAGACUUCGACCAGGGAAUGAGAACACCAACUAACGUUGCUGAGCAAAUUUCGAAGAUUCUUCGGGACAUUACCCUGGCGGAUUUUGACAAGGCGGUCGAGAAAUAUGUGGAGUACUCGGACGAGAGGGAGAUUUUGCGGCGGAUUUUGGCCUGGGAGCUAGCAAUGUACAAGGACGAGUACUACGGCGGAAAAGUCCGGAUUUGAGAAAUUCGCUGCUUCUUGAUGCGCAAGAGAAAAGCAAAACAU